Messenger RNA from Coccomyxa subellipsoidea C-169, 2829 nucleotides. Its product is annotated as heavy metal P-type ATPase. Lineage: Eukaryota; Viridiplantae; Chlorophyta; Trebouxiophyceae; Coccomyxaceae. Bases 1 to 2829 code for a protein of 942 amino acids. Gene Ontology annotation, biological process: monoatomic cation transport. Gene Ontology annotation, cellular component: membrane. The transcript is spliced from 17 exons. The record is from RefSeq and is a predicted model, not a curated record. Gene Ontology annotation, molecular function: ATP binding; copper ion binding; ATPase-coupled monoatomic cation transmembrane transporter activity.
AUGCACUGCUCCUCCUGCUCUUCAGCUGUCGAGCGCGCCCUCUCAUCACAGCCUGGAGUGCUGUCAGCGAGUGUCGCCCUGCUGAAGGAGACUGCUGAGGUGGUCUUUGAUGACGGGGAUAUAACCAUCAGUGAAAUCUUAAAAGUGAUCCAGGACGCUGGUUUCAUGGCGGAGUUGCUGCAGAAACAAGAGGAGAGGACCAGACAUGAGGUGGCUGUGGAGACGGCUCUGGGGGAAAAGAAGGGUGUGCAGAAGGCACUGGUGUCUCUCACCCUCAAAAUGGCAGAGGUCACGCAUGACCCACAGGUGGUAAAUGAGGCUGAGGUGGUUGCCCUUAUUGAGGAGGCUGGGUUUGAGGCCCGGGUGGUGGGUAGGGGUGCUGUCCCCGACUCCGACUCUGCAAUCCUGCGAGUGAGCGGCAUGACCUGCAGCUCCUGCUCAUCCGCAGUCGAGCUUGCCCUUCUCAAUCACCAGGGCGUGCAGAGGGCUGCCGUGAACCUGCUGGCGGGCAAGGCAGAGGUGCAGUACAACCCUGAUGUGACUGGACCCAGACACAUCAUACAGGCUGUCCAGGAAGCAGGCUUUGAGGCACACCUCCUGCGCGGUGACAGGCCAGCAAACGGCGAUCAAAAAUCAGAGCUACAACAGCUGCGAGACCUGUUCUUUGCCAGCGCCUGCCUCACAAUCCCAGUGUUCCUGGUGGCCAUGGUGUUCCCCAUGAUCCCUGCUAUGCGCCCGCUGCUGGAGGCGCAAAUUUUUGACUUCCCAUUGGACCAGAUCAUCAAAUGUCUCUGCGCCACCCCGGUGCAAUUUGUCAUCGGCUGGCGCUUCCACAUCAACGCUUGGCGCGCCCUCCGCAAUGGCAGGGCAAACAUGGAUGUGCUGGUGUCUCUGGGCACUAACGCCUCUUACCUCUACUCCAUGAUCUCCAUUCUGCACCACCACUUCAUGAACCACCACAAGACCGGCAUGUACCGCCCCACGGACUUCUUUGAGACCUCCGCCAUGCUCAUCACCUUCAUUCUGCUGGGCAAGUACCUGGAGGCCAGCGCUAAGGGGAAGACGUCUGAGGCCAUCGGCGCGCUGCUGAAUCUGACUCCCCCCACGGCUGUGCUGCUGGAGGGCGGUGAAGACGGCAAGGUGGAGGCCGAGAGAGAGGUGCCCACUGCGCUCAUCCACCGCGGAGACAGGCUCAAGGUUUUGCCUGGCGCCCGCAUGCCGGUGGAUGGGCUGGUGCUGAGCGGCAAGUCGCACGCCGAUGAGAGCAUGCUGACCGGGGAGGCGGAGCCGGUGCUCAAGGUUGAGGGAGACGCUGUGAUCGGGGGCACCAUGAACAUGGGAGGGGCACUGCAGGUGAGGGCGACACGGGUGGGGAAGGACACGGCUCUGGCGCAGAUUGUGCAGCUGGUGGAGGCGGCCCAGAUGAGCAAGGCGCCCAUCCAAGCCUUCGCCGACUAUGUCUCGUCCAUCUUUGUGCCCAUCGUUGUCACCGUGGCCAUGAUCACUUGCUUUUGUUGGUAUGUGGCUGGGAAGCAUGGGUGGUUCCCACAGGAGUGGCUGCCGGCAGGCCACAACCACUUUUUGUUUGCGCUGCUGUUUGGGAUUGCUGUGCUGGUCAUAGCCUGCCCUUGCGCGCUGGGCCUGGCCACACCCACAGCCGUCAUGGUUGGCACCGGCGUGGCAGCUUCCCAUGGCAUCCUCAUCAAGGGGGCGGAUGCAUUGGAGAGGGCCCAUCGCAUCCGCACCAUUGUAUUUGACAAGACAGGCACGCUCACGCGCGGCAAGCCGGUCGUGACAGACGUCCGCCUCUAUGACACUCAGGCGUCGCUCAAGGAGGUCAUGCAUCUGGCUGCUGCACUGGAAGUGCAGAGCGAGCACCCUCUGGCAUCAGCAGUCAUCAACUUUGCAGCAGAAGGCUUGGGCAUUGGGCAGCAGCAAGUCGGAGGCGGAGCGAAGGUCACUGCAGGCACAAAGGGGGCACCCGCUGCCCGCAGACUCGACUGGGUGCGACCUGCAAAGGACGUCCUCUCUGUUGCUGGCAAGGGCGUGUUGGGGUGGGUGGCAGUGGGGCCUGAGAUCUCUAGGUCUCCCAUCAAGGGCAAGGAGGGCCCGAGGGAUGUCAAGGUCAUCCUGGGCAACAAGCAGAUGAUGGCCGACGAGGGAAUCCCUAUCAGCAAAGCCGUUGAUGACUACAUGCGCGACAUGGAGGCAAAGUGCUGCACGUGCGUGAUGGUGGCGCUGGCGGGAUCUAUAGUCGCAGUGCUGGCGGUGACGGAUCCGCUCAAGCCGGAGGCGCGCGGUGUGGUGGCGGCUCUGGCGCGGCGCGGGCUGGCGGUGCACCUGGUGACGGGCGACAACUGGCGCACGGCGCGCGCAAUCGCCGAGCAGCUCGCCAUCAUCAACGUGUGCGCCGAGUGCCUGCCCGGCGCCAAGGUCGACAAGAUCCGGGGCAGCAAGAAGGUGGUGGCGAUGGUGGGCGAUGGCGUGAACGAUUCGCCUGCGCUGGCCGCAGCGGAUGUCGGCAUCGCGGUGGGCUCGGGCACGGACAUCGCGAUAGAGGCGGCAGACUAUGUGCUGAUGCGCGAUGACCUGGAGGACGUGCUGGUGGCCAUCGACCUGUCGCGCAAGACCUUCAACCGCAUCCGAGUAAACUACUUCUGGGCCAUGGGGUACAACGUCGUCAUGAUCCCCUUUGCCGCCGGGAUUCCUCCAUGGGUGGCCGGAGCGCUGAUGGUCUUCAGCUCUGUGAGCGUGGUGUGCUCAUCCCUACUGCUACGCAAUUACAAGAGGCCCAAGCCAGUGCUACGUGACGUGGCGGUGCUUUCAUAA